Orycteropus afer afer is the source of this 1623-nucleotide messenger RNA. RefSeq names its product tripartite motif containing 26 (gene TRIM26). The record is from RefSeq and is a predicted model, not a curated record. The transcript is spliced from 7 exons. NCBI's taxonomy places the organism in Eukaryota, Metazoa, Chordata, Mammalia, Tubulidentata, Orycteropodidae. Bases 1 to 1623 code for a protein of 540 amino acids. Gene Ontology annotation, molecular function: zinc ion binding; protein binding.
AUGGCCACAUCAGCCCCACUGCGGAGCCUAGAAGAGGAGGUGACCUGCUCCAUUUGCCUCGAUUAUCUGAGGGACCCUGUGACCAUUGACUGUGGCCACGUCUUCUGCCGCAGCUGCACCACUGACGUCCGCCCUGUGGCGGGGGGCCGCCCUGUUUGCCCACUUUGCAAGAAGCCUUUUAAGAAGGAGAAUAUUCGCCCCGUGUGGCAGCUGGCCAGUCUGGUGGAGAACAUCGAGCGACUGAAGGUAGACAAGGGCCGACAGCCGGGGGAGGGGCCCCGUGAGCAACAGGACGCCAAACUGUGUGAGCGGCACCAGGAAAAGCUACACUACUACUGCGAGGAUGAUGGGAAAUUGCUGUGUGUGAUGUGCCGGGAGUCCCGGGAGCACCGACCCCACACAGCUGUCCUCUUGGAGAAGGCUGCCCAGCCCCACAGGGAAAAAAUCCUGAACCACUUGACUACCCUCAGGAGAGACAGAGACAAAAUUCAGGGCUUCCAGACAAAGGGAGACGCUGAUAUCCUGGCGGCACUGAAGAAGCUCCAGGACCAGAGGCAGUGUGUCGUGGCUGAGUUUGAAAAGGGUCACCAGUUCCUGAGGGAGCGGGAGCAGCAUCUGCUGGACCAGCUGGAGAAGCUAGAGCAGGAGCUCACGGAGGGCAGGGAGAAGUACGAGGCUAGGGGUAUCGGGGAGCUCGCCCGGCUGGCAUUGGUCAUCUCUGAACUGGAGGGGAAGGCACAGCAGCCAGCUGCAGAGUUCAUGCAGGACGCCAAAGACUUCUUAAACAGGUAUCCACGCAAGAAGUUCUGGAUUGGGAAACCCAUUGCUCGGGUAGUUAAAAAAAGAACUGGAGAAUUCUCAGAUAAACUUCUCUCUCUGCAGCGAGGCCUGAGAGAAUUCCAAGGGAAGCUGUUAAGAGACCUGGAAUAUAAGACAGUGAGUGUCACUCUGGACCCACAGUCAGCCAGUGGGUACCUUUUGCUGUCGGAGGACUGGAAGUGCGUGACCUACAGCAACCUGUACCGGAGUAACUACCUGUACCCUCAGCAGUUUGACUGUGAACCUGGGGUGCUGGGCAGUAAGGGCUUCACUUGGGGCAAGGUUUACUGGGAAGUGGAGGUGGAGCGGGAGGGCUGGUCCGAGGAUGAAGAGGAGGGCAACGAGGAGGAAGAAGUGGAAGAAGAGGAAGAAGAAGAGGAGGCUGGUUAUGGGGAUGGAUAUGAUGAAUGGGAAACAACAGAUGAGGACGAGGAAUCAUUGGGGGAUGAAGAGGAAGAAGAGGAAGUAGAAGAGGAGGAAGUUCUGGAAAGCUGCAUGGUAGGGGUGGCCAGAGACUCUGUGAAGAGGAAGGGUGGCCUCUCCCUGCGGCCAGAGGAUGGGGUAUGGGCUCUGCGCCUCUCCUCUGCAGGCAUCUGGGCCAACACCAAUCCUGAGGCCGAGCUCUUCCCAGCCCUGCGGCCCCGAAGGGUGGGCAUUGCCCUGGAUUAUGAGGGGGGCACUGUGACUUUCACUAAUGCAGAGUCGCAGGAACUCAUCUACACCUUCACUGCCACCUUCACCCGCCGCCUAGUCCCAUUCCUGUGGCUCAAGUGGCCUGGAACACGGCUGCUGCUGAGACCGUGA